GUUGCCAUUGCUUACAUCACAUACCGCAUCGUUUCCCAUCUUCAGCAUCCUCUUUACAGAUUUCCCGGACCAUUCCUUGCAUCUUUCAGCAGCAUCCCACAUUGUCUGAGCUUUCUUGGAGGCAGACAACCAUACGAUCGUCUCGCGCUCCACGAAAAGUAUGGACCGAUAGUUCGGACCUCACCAAAUGAGCUCUCGUUCAGCAGUUCCCAAUCAUGGAAGNNGGACAUUUACGGCUCAAGACCAGGACACCAACUUUUCCGCAAAAGUCCUUUCUAUGAAGGUGCGAGCUUUGAUGGAAAAACACUGUCGAUCAUCAGCGAAACGGAUCCAGCGAGCCAUAAGAAGAUGCGAGCACAACUUAGCAAUGCGUUUUCAGACAGGAGUCUUCGUGAUCAAGAAAGUCUUAUUACCGAACCUAUUGACUUGUUUAUUGACCAGAUUGGCGCAAAGGGGGAUUGUCCACAAGGCAUUGAUAUUGUUAUGUGGUUUAACCUGAUGACUUUUGAUAUCAUUGGCAGUCUAGCGUUUGGCGAGUCCUUUGGAGGUUUGGAGUCCGCAGAGUUCCAUGAGUGGAUCCAACUGGCUGUUGGGUCUAUGAAACAAGGAGCAUUGGGAGACUCUCUGGGUCGUUAUCCUACUGUCGCAGCUCUUGUGAAGAAGCUCUUUCCUGGCAUGAUUGACAAGAUCCUUCAGGAUACUCACAAGCAUGAAGCACACACGAAGGAUCUUGUGAGAAGACGCUUGACGAAAGACUCACAUCGACCAGACUUCUUGACGCGGAUUAUUGAAGAACGUGAAGCACACGGUAUCUCUGAGUCGCAGAUCGCCGCUCAUUCCUCCGACUUCAUCGAAACAACCGCAACCACACUGUCUUGUGCCACAUACUAUCUUCUGCGUGAUCCUGAGCUGUACGAAAAGCUGCGCAAAGAGAUUCGCAGCGCUUUUCCNAGCUACGAAGAGAUCAACUCUGCUUCAGCUUCGAAACUCAAGCUUGUCAAUGCGAUCUGUCUCGAAGCUAUGCGCAUGUAUCCACCACUUCCGUUUGCUUUGCCUCGAGUAGUCCCCCAAGGAGGAGAUACUGUAGACGGACAUAUGCUCCCUGAAGGUGUAAGUCGAGCAUCAAAUUCUGAUUCUAGCAUUCUUGACGCUGAUGACAUCUGCAAAACUACANNGAUCACUGUAUCGACAAAUCCAUUCGCUGCUUCCAUGUCCUCGGCCAACUUCAGAGACCCCUUUAGAUUUGUACCUGAGCGCUGGUUAGGCAAUAACGAGCAAGAUGAUCUUGAAGCAACCCAGCCUUUCUCGUAUGGCCCGCGUGUUUGCAUGGGACGGAACCUGGCAUGGGCAGAGCUAAACCUUACAAUGUGCAAAUUGCAUUACAAGUACGAUCUAGAACUUGUCAAUACUCAUCUGGAUUGGCACGGAGACUCGAAGAUGCAUAUUGUGUGGCAUAAACCGGCGAUAAUGGUUCGUGUCAGAGCCCGAUUAGACUAG
Molecule: messenger RNA, 1497 nt
Organism: Aureobasidium musti
Lineage: Eukaryota; Fungi; Ascomycota; Dothideomycetes; Dothideales; Saccotheciaceae
Source: the annotation of a GenBank genome assembly